AUGGCUAGUGAAAUACUGAACUCUGAAUCCCAGAAAACACAGACACAAGAAACAAAACUGAGAAAAAUAUAUGUGAAGGCUAACCAACCAGUUACUCUCAAGUUUGAAGAUGUCGUGUAUAAGACCAAAACCAGGAAAGGGGAAAGCUGGUUCAACAAAAAGGCAAGUUCUGAGGAGAUGAUCCUGAAAGGUGUUAGUGGUAUUGUUUUACCAGGAGAACUGCUAGCUAUUUUAGGCCCUUCUGGAAGUGGCAAAACAACUUUUGUUGCGGCUUUAGGAGGUAGACUCAGAGAAAGUAUAACCAGUGGAAGCAUAACCUACAAUGGCAAACUCUUCUCUAAACAAGUGAAGCAAAACAUGGGUUAUGUUCCUCAGAAUGAUGUCUUCUACCCUCACCUCACAGUCAGUGAGACGCUAGUUUUUACUGUUCUUCUUCGCUUGCCAAAUUGUCUCUCCAAAGAAGAGAAAGUCUCACAUGGAGAGGCCAUUAUGGAAGAGCUUGACCUGACCCGUUGUAAGGACACUAUAAUGGGAGGGCCGUCUUUAAGAGGUGUUUCAGGUGGAGAAUGGAAGAGGGUAAGUACAGCUCAAGAACUCCUGACUAACCCAAGUCUAUUGCUGGUUGAUGAGCCUACUUCAGGUCUUGACUCAACUACAGCCAAACGACUUGUGUUGGUUUUGUGUGAGUUAGCACAAAGUGGAAGAACCAUUGUUAUGACUAUCCACCAGCCUUCUAGCAAGCUAUUUUACAUGUCUCAGAAGGUUUUGCUGUUAUCAGAUGGUUAUAGCCUUUAUUUUGGGAAGGGAGAACAUGUGAUUGAUUACUUCUCCAACAUUGGAUGUGUUCCACCCUUAGCCAUGAACCCUUCAGAUUUCUUACUUGAUCUAGCAAAUGGUAUAUCUUCUGGGAAUCCUAAUGAGGAUACAGGAGCUGUAAAACAAGCAUUGUUAUCUGCUUUUGAGCUUAACCUUGGCCGCCAAUUGAAGAUGGCACUUCAAGAUUCCAUGGUUCAAUUCCAAGAGACUUCAAUAAAUAACAGAGAUAGCCAAUGGUGCACAACCUGGUGGCAGCAGUUCACUGUAUUGCUGGCAAGAGGAUUCAAGGAAAGAAAGCAUGAGUCUUUUUCAGUCCUCAGAAUCUGCCAAAUCUUGGCCAUCUCUCUUGUUUCAGGCCUUCUUUGGUGGGAAUCCAGAUUUCAAAACAUGCAAGACCAGGUCUCACUGCUAUUCUUCUAUACCCAGUUCUGUGGAUUCUACCCUAUGGCUCAUGCCAUCUUUACUUUUCCUCGUGAUCUUGGCAUGCUAAUAAAGGAAAGGUCAUUGUGCAUGUACAGACUCUCAUCUUACUUCAUGGCUUUCAAUAUUGUGGACCUUCCAAUGCAGCUAUCCCUCCCAGGAACUUUUGUCACAAUCACUUAUUGGAUGGGAGGGCUAAAAGUGAAUGCUGUGAUCUUCUUCCACACUCUAUCUGUUGCUCUUCUCUAUAUAUUAGUAGCACAAGGUCUUGGACUAGCCAUUGGUGCGCUGAUUUAUAAUGAGAGGGCUGCUGCAACAGUUGGAUCAACAGUGAUGACCCUGUUUGUUCAUGCCAAUGGCUUCUAUGUUCAGGACAUGCCUAUGAUUUUUGGUUGGAUAAAGAAAAUAUCACCUAGCUAUUACUGCUUCAAGCCCUUACUGGGGUCACAGUUCAAUAAUUGUGAUACUUACCCUCGUGGAGGACCUAGUGUGACCUGCUCACUUGGGAGCCAUCCUGUGAUUAAGCAUGCUGGUCUUGACAAUCAAGGCCUUUGUGCUGUUGCCUUGGCUGUCAUGCUUGUAGUGUAUAGACUCAUUGCCUAUUUUGCCCUUAAGAUUGGGAUAAAAAAUAGAGACCUUCUCUGUUGAAGAUUUCAGUGUAU
Prosopis cineraria is the source of this 1898-nucleotide messenger RNA. RefSeq names its product ABC transporter G family member 9-like. The transcript has 4 exons. The coding region runs from base 1 to 1884 and encodes 627 amino acids. The record is from RefSeq and is a predicted model, not a curated record. Gene Ontology annotation, molecular function: ATP binding; ATP hydrolysis activity; ABC-type transporter activity. Gene Ontology annotation, cellular component: membrane. NCBI's taxonomy places the organism in Eukaryota, Viridiplantae, Streptophyta, Magnoliopsida, Fabales, Fabaceae.